Messenger RNA from Gloeophyllum trabeum ATCC 11539, 1959 nucleotides. RefSeq lists its product as uncharacterized. The coding region runs from base 1 to 1677 and encodes 558 amino acids. The transcript has 2 exons. Lineage: Eukaryota; Fungi; Basidiomycota; Agaricomycetes; Gloeophyllales; Gloeophyllaceae. The record is from RefSeq and is a predicted model, not a curated record.
AUGGAAGAUGUGUUCGGGCUGAGCGUACCCCCAAUAUACGUUGUGGGACUUCAACCUUUCUUCCAAUGGACACUCAGCGUACCGGUUCUCAGAGUUCACGCCGCAGCGUACUGGCUAGGGGCGACGCAAAUAUACCCCUUCUUGAGGGAAUAUUCGUGUCGGUUAUAUCCCAAGCUGCGUAACGGGAUCAUCCCUCUAGAUUACGCGCAUCUUGGAGAGCUAGCCGCGUUUGUAGCUCUGUAUACCCGUGUCAUGACACGUACUAUGUCGCGCGUAGCCUCUCGUGAAGCUAAUAGAAUCGAUGCACUCCGCCUUCCUCCCGAAGUGUGGCUUUGUAUCCUCCGGGAAGCAACAGCCAUGACAUACGACCCUCUCGACCCUUCACAAGAAUUAUCAUUCCUCGACUCGCCUUCCUUCCGCCGGAAGGACUACUGCAAGUGCAUGCAAAACAAGCUGACCCUGUCGCUCGUCAGCAAGAGCUGGAACGUUUGGGUCCGGCAAUACUUAUACGAGUUCGUUUGGAUCAGCCGCGCAGGUCAGGCCAAGGCACUCGCACAUACGCUACUGCUACAAGAUAUGGCGCGCGGCGAAACUUGCGGUCGCUUCAUCCACCGUCUACAUAUACAAACAUCCAUCCUUGAGCGGUGUCUCCCCGCGGACCUGAGGACGAUCGUGACGUAUUCACCACAGCUCAUCAUAUUCACCGACCACCAGUCCAUACAGCGAAAUCGAUACGAGGAGGCACCCGACCCCAAGUGCUCACCGGACAAGAUCUUCUCGCUACUCGCACAUCCGAAUAACAAGCUGCGACGACUAUCGUGGACGACAUACGACGAUACCCCUUUCCACCUCGACAUGUGCCCGCUCGUGAGUCGACCCACGAUCCACCUCGAAUACUUCGAGCUCUCCUCCUGCUCCCCCAACUUCUCUGCCAUCCUCCCGCAGUCUCUCCAUCACACCGCCGUGUACGUUUCGCUCCCCAACCUCCGCUCGCUCAAAGUCAGCCUCGACAACGUCACCUUCGCGGUGCUCGCCGCUUGGGACAUGCCGCAACUCACGAACCUUUCGGUCGUCUCCGCAGACUACAGUUACGCCGGCAGCGGGUUCUCCGCCUUCUUCGAGCAGCACGGGCCAAAGAUCAAGCAGCUCGAGCUCGGGCACUCAUCAUCGCUUGUCGAGGAGUACGUGCUCGCGCGCCCCCAGCACGCCGCGAACCCGCAGACCAUCCGGCUGGCGGAGUGGUGCCCGAACCUGCAAGAGUUCAUCUGCUCCGCGGACGCCGAAUGGCAUUGGCAGACGCCCGACUGGAUCGCGCCGCACGUGCUCCUCCCGACGCACCCGACGCUCGAGUUCAUUGGCAUCCGCGACAUGGACGCGCGCCUGCGCAACGACGCCGCGCUCCCGUGGGCGACGUCCACCGCGGACGACGCGCCAUUCUUCCCGCUGCUCGAGCAGCUGUCGAGUCUCCUGCGCAAGGAGGCGUUCCCGCGCCUGCGGUACGUGCGCGAUUUGAGCGAGGAGAGCCACCGCAUGCGCUCGUGCCACCCCGAGAGCCGCAUCGUCAGCUUCUGGGGCAAGGUGAUCAAGCGGUGCAGCGCGCGCGGCGUCUGGCUGGAAGAUUACUCAGGGGUGAAUGUCACCCUGCGCGCUCUGAAGCGGGCGAGCCUCAAUCUAUGAACGUUCCUCCCGGGUUGCUCUGGAUACCAUUCGGUUCUCAUAUGUUCUUCUGGGUUGAUUUCUGUGCUGGUUGGCAUUUCGUCAUGACCAUGUAUGUUUUAAUGACCGUUAUCGCUUUCCUGUUCCAUGACGACGCUCGCAAUGUCUAUACUAUUUUAUGCUGUAACGUGUAGUACUAAGCUUGUAUGACCUCCUCUGUUCGAUAUCCCGCCAUGAUGUCGGGGAUGAUAUACCGAACUGAAGACAAGAGUCGAGAGCCAAACUUAUAGAAGAACAAACUUG